Messenger RNA from Ipomoea triloba (trilobed morning glory), 2577 nucleotides. RefSeq names its product protein SIEVE ELEMENT OCCLUSION B-like. NCBI's taxonomy places the organism in Eukaryota, Viridiplantae, Streptophyta, Magnoliopsida, Solanales, Convolvulaceae. The record is from RefSeq and is a predicted model, not a curated record. Bases 84 to 2435 code for a protein of 783 amino acids. The transcript has 8 exons. Gene Ontology annotation, biological process: phloem development.
UCUGCUCCUUCCCCGCCUAAAUCCUGCAAGCUCUCUUUAAUUACCCUAGUAAAUAGACAAACCAGUCUUUGUCUCAAUCAAAGAUGGCAGUUUCACACAUCAAUGAAAGUGUUAUCUUGGAAGAAGUUAUGAGUACACAUGAUCCAGAUGGCAAAGAAAAUUUUAAAAUUAAUGUUAUCUUCGAUUUGGUGAAGAGCAUUCUCUAUCCUACCAUGAUGGGAGAUAGCAUUGAUGAAAAUGAAGAUUCUGAUAAGGAAGACUCUGAUGGCGACAAGUCUUUUGAGGGACACUAUAUUAUUGACAACGAGUCUGAUGAGGAAGACUCAAAUGGCGACGAAUCUGAUGAUGACAAAAAGUCAAACGAGGAGGGAUCUAACAGUAACAAAAGGUCCGAUGAUGAGAAGGAACUUGACAGUGAGGAGGAAUAUGCUAAAGACAUGGAUCUUCCAUAUCAAUUAAAACAGUUUUCCUUUGAGAUGUCAUUGAUGUGUUCAAAAAAUGUGGAUCCACGGUUGAUUGUAAUGUAUUUUCUGAAAAUGUUGUCCACAUUUUCGUGGGAAGGCAAACUUUUGAUUAUGUUCGCAGCUUUCUCCCUCAAUUUUGGAGAAUUCAGCCUUGUUCACAAUCACAAGGGAUUGUCCCGCAAAUUAGCAAUUCUCAAGGGGCGUGAAAGUCAAGUUCUGCCAAUGGUUACACAUUUUAUCAAAUCAAUUUUACAUUUGACUAAGUAUAUUGUUGAGUUUGCACAAUCAUCCUCUCAUAAUUCAUCACCAAUCAUACCAAUUGGUUGCUAUUGGAUCAUCACAAGUAUCCUUAGUUAUGCAUCCUAUAUCACUUCUAGCCUUAUGAAUAUACAUUCGGGGUGUUUUAUAGUUGAAGAAACACAACUUUCAAGUUUAACUCUCAAAAUCAAAGACAUAAUCUCUGAAUGCCGCCGGAUACUAGAAAAAAAGAGAGAAGUGGAUUCUUACAAUGCAUUAUGUCAUGCAUUCUUUGAUGAGAAUCCAAUCCUCUCCACUUCUUCUAAUUUGGAUGUUUUGAAGUUAGUAUUCAAUGUCAAGAAAGGUUGGAAACAGAAAGUCAUAUAUGAUGGUGAUAUGCAAGCAAUGGUAGAAUUACAUUUGUUGAAGAAUAGGAGCUUGCUAUUGUUAAUAUCGUCAAGUCUUGAUAUUGACAAGUAUUUGAUUGUAGUACUUCAAGUCUUACAAAGUCAAACUAAGUUGCGUGUACUUUGGAUUCCCAUAUUAGACUCUCCUAUAUUAUGGGAUAUUAGACAUAUGGAAGUAGAGUAUAGAAGAUUAGUAAAUAAAGGAGAAUUACUUUCAGUGAGAAAUCUACAGAAAUUAGUAGCACCAGGAUUUGUGCGGUUUGUUAAAGAGAAAUUGUUUCAAAUAGGAGGAGGGGGUGAGGCUAUCAUUGUUUCGCUGGAUCACCAAGGGAGGAUUGUUCACCAUAACGCAAUGCACAUGAUAUUGAUGAGGCUUGAAGAUAUUCUUGAAGGGAUUCACACUGGAGUUAAAAUAGGAGAUAGUAUAAUUCCUUUGUUACAGAAUGUGUUGAAGGAUAGGACGUUAGCAAUCAGGAGUUUGGUGCCUGAAAUUGAUGGGAGAUUAGUAGAAAUCGCUGGUAAAAUGGAAAGACUAAUGCUUGAGGAGCUGGAUGAGAUGGAGAAGCAAAUAAAAAAUCCGGUUUACAGCAACAUUUACACCAGUGAAAGGGAAACAGAUCUAUGGAAGGUAGAAAUUUGGUGCACUAAGCUUGUGCUGGGUGGGUUCAAACCAUUGACCGAGUGGGUUGAGGAGAACAAGUACAUUUUUUUUAUUGGAGGGAAUGACUUAAAAUGGGUUAAAGCAUUCCAUUCCAAGGUAAUGCAAGUAGUUUCUUUAAACCCACAACUGACAAUUAUGAUCAGCUACAUUGGUAGCAAUGUGAAAGUUGGAUCAACGAUUCUUCGACACAACAUUUGUAAAGCACCAAAAUCACCUUUUGUGUCAUGGUUUACGUGGGCACGUCUUCGAAGCACAUUCUUAUCAAGGAUCAAAUUUUUAGAUCAAAUUUAUUGUGAUGAGGAUCAUGAUGAAAUUGUGGAAGGACUAAAAAAGAUGCUAGCCUAUGAGGCUAAAGAUUUUGCAGGUGACGGAUGGGCUAUGCUGUGCAAAGGUAACGAGAUAGUUGUAUGUGACUUAGGAGAUAAAAUGUUGACAAUCAUGAAUGAAUUUGAGAAAUGGAAGGAGAGUGCAAUAGCCAAAGGCUUUGAUCAAGCGUUCAAAGAUCAUCAUGAGAUGCUUACUCCUAUUUAUGCUUCAAAACAUCAUCCUUGUUGUGCUCUUGGUGACUACCCAUGUAGUUUUGACAAGGUUUCAGAGAAUGUAGAGUGUCCUCAGUGUUGUCAAAAUAUGCAAAAGUUUGUUACUUUCAGGUGCCACCAUAACUAGUUGAUGAUGUGGAUUCCGAUUAUGAGGAUUUCGAUUAGGAUAUACUUAGUUGAUAUAGACACUUGUUGUAUUUGCAUGUAUAUGAAAGUUAAACUUGUACAUUCAAUUCAAUUUCUUACAAUAUAUAUGUUAUGCUGAGUCA